AUGUUCCAGAACAAUGCCGGAGAUGAUCCAGGCCACCAGGGCUUAGCAAAUGACUGUGACCCAACAGGAAGUCGCCUAGAGCCUGAGCUUGGACACCCAUCUUCAAUUCCUGAUAAUGUCAACCAUUCCUAUCUGUCAUUCCAGGCCAAUCUUCUGGACAAUCUCAAUGAGGAUUUGGAUGCUGGCUAUCCAGCAUACCAUAACUUGCACAACUCUCAGCAUUGGACAAGUUUACAAGGUAAAAUGAUAUGCGACAUUUUUAACAUGACCCUGGAUGGGCCAUGGAAUCAUUACUGGUUCCAAGGUGCACAAAACCUGGCAUUAGAGUUGGAGAUGCAGGAUUUGGUCACAAGGGAUAUGAAUCUAGACCUGGACUCAAGUUUGGUCCUGUCAUAUCCAUACAUACCUGAUCCCAAUCCGACUCCUGGACCCUCUGCUUCAUCACCUCCAGAGUCCUACCCUAUCCCUGUCCGCUCCGAUACCCACCGUUGGACCAAACAACACUCCUCCUCACUCCUCCUCCUCACCCCUCAAGUCCCUCUCCUACCCUACCUCUGUCUGCUCCGAUAUUCACCUUCGGACCUGACAUCAUCCCUCCUCUUACUCCUCUUCUCACUCUCCUCCUCGCUCCUCUCCUUCCAUUCCUCUUCCACCAAACCUCUGCCAAGUUACAACCUUCCACCACUGUCCCAUACCUCGUACUCAGACACCGCCCGUACCUUCACUCUGAGAUUCCGUCAUAGUUCCAACCUCAGACAUUGA
Cantharellus anzutake is the source of this 762-nucleotide messenger RNA. RefSeq lists its product as uncharacterized. Bases 1 to 762 code for a protein of 253 amino acids. The record is from RefSeq and is a predicted model, not a curated record. The transcript is spliced from 4 exons. Lineage: Eukaryota; Fungi; Basidiomycota; Agaricomycetes; Cantharellales; Hydnaceae.